ACUACACUGCAGUAGAAAGCCUCUACCUCUCCACCGAAGAGCUUCCACUUCUAGUAAGAGCCUCUCCUGGGCCACAAGACACUUCCUGCUCCAAGCCCAUUUUGUAAUUACCUUCCUUGGAAAUGCAAAAUCAGCCCACAGUCAUUGUGACUCAACCUGGAUUUACUCGUGCGCCCCAAAACUCCAACUGGCAGACGGGCAUGUGUGAUUGCUUCAGUGACUGUGGAGUCUGUCUCUGUGGCACAUUUUGUUUCGUGUGCCUCGGGUGUCAAGUUGCAGCUGACAUGAAUGAAUGCUGUCUUUGUGGAACAACUGUCGCAAUGAGGACUCUCUACCGAACCCGAUAUGGCAUCCCUGGAUCUAUUUGUGAUGACUACAUGGCCACUAUCUGCUGCCCUGUUUGUUCCCUUUGCCAAAUCAAGAGAGAUAUCAACAGGAGGAGAGCCAUGAAUGCUUUCUAAAGAAGCUGGUGGUGAAGAGCUUUUACCGAAGCAACUAAAAUCAACAAACACCUCUUCAACUCAAGUUCUUCUCCAUCUUUUGCAAGUGAAAUAUGAUGGAUAUGUUUACUUAUGAUGAUGUGACUCCCAAAAAAUCAAAUUUUUGAUUUAUUCUAAAUAAAUGUUGUGCGUUAGCAUAGUUUC
This is a messenger RNA of Marmota flaviventris (yellow-bellied marmot), 644 nucleotides long. RefSeq names its product placenta associated 8 (gene Plac8). The record is from RefSeq and is a predicted model, not a curated record. Lineage: Eukaryota; Metazoa; Chordata; Mammalia; Rodentia; Sciuridae.